GCCACCAGCCAAUAUGAAGUGUGCUUACUGUAUGGAUACCUCCGUGAAGAAUGUACCCCGGCAAUAAUGACUUCACAGCAUUUGAACUACUUUGUAAGAAGCAUCUGAUGGCACAGGUGGAUUUUUCUUGAGUGAGAUGAGAUGACGGGACCUUUUCAAGCUUUUCCGUUUUCACCCACAUGAACGACUGUCUGGUGGCUACUCUAAUCUGACAGGCAGCCUUCAUUGACGCCCAGAAUUGUGAGUAGGACAUUUGGCAGCAUUACGGGUACAUGUAGUGUGCAAGAUGGAUUCUUUCAUGGCUGCAGCAUCUGACCUGGACAGCAUUCUGGACCAGUUUGAGCGAGACGAAGACUCAACCAGUGUGUUACAACCCGAGCCUGUUGCUGUCAACAAGUCGACGAUAUAUCCCUACCAGACUCCUGAUUCAACUCAGGUUGUCAACGGUGGCAGCUCCUACUCCACAAGCCAGGAGACCAGUGGGUAUGGCUCUGUUGAUAACAGAACGCAAAGCAGCAGUCAGACUACACCACAGCAUGAGCCAAAGUCACGCAGCUUCCUGCUUGACCUCUCGGAGGCUGACUUUGCACCUGCGGCCCCUCAGACCUUAUCUCUGAAUUCCCUGGGGAUCAAGUCGGAGCCGUACCAGCCAAUGUCUGGCGACACGGUGCAAAGUUCUGCCAGCAGGCUGUCUGGUUUGGAUGCAGUGAAUUCGGGGCCGCCCACCCACACAAGUCGGACCGACUCCUCUGGGGAACUUUUCUCUCACAUGAAUAAGACAGCCACUGCUGCCCCUCUGUCAGAAAGCUCCACGCUGGUUGCAGGUGUUACUUCCUCAAGUACAACUCAAGUCACAGGAUCGCUUGGGCUGUCAACCGCAGAGCCACAUGUUGUGGGAAAUUCUAAUCAGGUUCGUUCCAGCUCGCCGUCUCAUGGUUUCCCCAGUGCAACUUUAAAUGUUGGAAAUCCUGAUUUAACUGGAGUUGGACCCACAGUGGUAAGCCAACCAUUACACACUGGCACAGGACAGGUAACUCCUCUUGUGCCAGUCAACCCACUGAGCGUCAACCAGCUACCUGGGAAGGAAGAAGACAGCCAAAAAGAGCCAGGCAAAAGACCGGCACCUGACCUUCAGCAGGAUUCCCGGCCUAGUCUGACAGAAUCCAAGGAUGUCCUAGAGGUCAAACCCCUCAGCAAAAAUUUGACCCCUGCCCCACUACGUCCUGAACUGAUGCACGAGUAUGUCAAGCAAGGUGCAAGACCGAAGAUCAUCUCCAGCAUCAAAACCCCAGAGAGUCCAGCAAAGGCUGCCAAUGAAACAAUGUCCCCUUCAAAACCCAGCAAAGGAGUCGUCCAGCCCAAGCCCCCUGUCGGAUUCAGUAGCGUCAAGAAUGUCAAGGUGACAGAGGCUGAUCUAGAAGCACUGGAACAAGAAGUUGGCAUCAUGCCAUUGAAGGAGAAAGGUAAACCUGUCGCCCAGCCAGUACACCAACCUCAACCCAAUCCAACUCAUCUGAGCAUUGAGGACUUAAACACUCCGGGAGACCGUGUGAGUCCUGUGUCUAAACUACUCAAUGAACAAUACACGGAGUCGCUGCAACAGGAGCCCACCUUGCAACGGGGCAAUGAACUGGCUGGCUUGGACCCCUUCUUCAGUAAGAAUGUCUCAGCAUCCAGACAGGACACCCUGGGUCCCACUGUCCACAGCACAAGUCUGCUGGACUCAUCUCCUGUGCCCCAGUCGGGGGUCCCUCUCUUGAGCCCUUCCCUGACAGCAGCACCGGUGGAAGCCCCCUCCAUGCAAACUACCAGUUCAGCCAAAGACCCAGCUCUCCCCAAUGACGUGCUCAGCAAGAAUGCUAAGAACCUACUGCGAAAUAAUCAGGCAUUUCCCAGUGGGCAGCCAUACGUAAGUAGACAGACAAAGGACCCAUCAUCUGUAAACAACAGCAACUCGCAAAUCCGGGUGCCCAAUGUUGCAGUUAGCGGAGGGCAGGUGCCUAGUUCCUCGCCAGCCCCUCCCCAAGGAAUACCUCCAGCAGUGUCUGCACCAUCAGGAACACAAGGGGGUCAACCGCAACAUCACUCUGACGUCAGUUCUUUGGACCCAAUUUCCAAGAACAGUAACACUAUGACCAGCCAACCAAGAGGCUUGGCUCAUCCUGCAGGGUUUCCUGCUUCGCCAAGCACCAGGAGUUCCACGGAUCAACGGCAGUCCCAUGGAAGUGUGCCAGCCCCUCCCUUUAUGCCAGCUGAUCCACCGAGCUACCAAGAUGUCCGGAAUUCAAUGGGCGGGGAGGGAGACCGAAGACCGGAGGGCCUACGUCAGGGGCUGACCCUGAACUUUGACCAACCAGGCCCACGAAAGUUGGCCCAGGCCCUGCCCCCAAGCCCCAUCAUCGAGGAUGUCCAGGGAAGAGAGGAUGCAUUCCGAGUGCCCGAACAGGGCUCUGCUUCCGAGAGCCUGCAUCUAAACCGGGCGGAUGCCACCCAGCAGUCAUUCCAAACUCCUCCCCAGACGCAGCAAACCCUGGUCGACGCCAUUCCGCCAACCCUUGUCGCAGCUCCCAACGCUGUCGCCCAAAACAACCUGUUCGCCGAUAACGACUCAGUCACCACAUCCAACGAGACAGACUCUGAACAGGGGGAUUUCAACCGGCGAGUGAUCGACUACUCAGAGGGAGCCAUGCAGCUGGGGGCAGUGGCCCCAGUCUGGGUGCCAGACUCAGAAGCUCUCAACUGUAUGAACUGCCAACAGAAGUUCACCUUUCGGAAGAGGAGACAUCACUGUAGAGCUUGCGGCAAAGUCUUCUGUGCCAAGUGCUGCUCUAUGCGGCUGAAGUUGAAGUACAUGGAGAGCAAGGAGGCUAGGGUGUGCAUCAGCUGUCUUAACGUCAUCCUCAGAGCUCAAGCUCUCCAGCGCACCCAGGCUGAGAACCAACCUGAGCCCACCCCACCCCCCGACCAGGACAACCUGAGUAACAUUAGCAACACAAGUGAAGGCAUGCCUGCCGGGAAUGCUGGGAACAGAUCCUCGCUACGCCGACCGAGCAAUGACGGCUCUCGUCCUAGGGAGACACGCAAGGUCCGUUUCUCCGACGGCGUCAACCCGGGGGUGGAGCAGAACCCCCACGAUGGCGUGGGCAUCGGAGGCACAGUUCUGGCUGGAAUAGAUGUCGGCAACGUGCCGUGCACAGUGGAAGGCAGGCCCAGGGGGCUCGGGGACGUCACAGGAUCUAGCCUCAUCCCAGGGAAUGAGGAAGGGUUACCGCCUGUCGUCGUUGCCGUGGAAACAGGAGGAGAAUACCAUGUAAGGCAGAAUCUGGUAGAAGAGGAGCUUAUUCAAGAAAUGAAAAAUCCUAGUGCACCCCCUGUGGCCUUUGCUUUAAAUAGAAACCUGAUCGUCAGAAUCAAGAUCUUGGAUUUAAAUUGCUGCGUGAACAGGACGUGCUGGUGUUUCUCCACCAAGGGCAUGGCCACGGUGGGCCAGGAUGAGAUUGUCAUUGUCCUGGAGUGCCUCACCGAUGAGAAGACCGUCCCCAAGGACAUCUUCCGCCACCUUCAGUCGCUGUACGAGCAAGCGUCCAGAGGUGUGACAGUCUCCCACAUGGGGCACAGUCUCUUCAGCCAGAGUUUCCUGGGCGGUCGGGAGCACGGCGGCUUCCUCUACCUCAGGCCCUCCUUCCAGUGUCUCAGCAAGCUGCUGCUGCCAGAGCCCCCUUACCUCUUCGCCGUCCUCCUGCAGAAGUGGGAGACGCCCUGGGCAAAAGUCUUCCCCCUGCGGCUCCUGCUCAGACUGGGGGCCGAAUUUAGAUACUAUCCUUGUCCGUUGAUGAGCGUGCGUUUCCGUAAGCCUGUCUUUGGUGAGAUAGGACACACCAUCAUGAACCUGCUUGCUGAUUUCAAGAAUUACCAGUACAAACUACCGGUCAUCCCUGGCAUAGUCAUUCACAUGCAGGAGAGGGAGACAUUGAUCCAGAUACCGCGGAACAGGUACAACGAGGUCAUGAAGGUGGUGAACAACUCCAACGAACAUGUGAUGGCCAUCGCUGCCAACUUCAGCACCGAGGCCGACUCCCACCUGGUGUGCAUCCAGAACGACGAAGGCACCUACCAGACCCAGGCGAUCAGCAUACAGAACAAGCCCCGGAAGGUCACCGGGGCCAGUUUCGUGGUCUUCAACGGCGCCCUGAAGACCACCUCGGGCCUGACGGCCAAGUCCAGUAUCGUGGAGGAUGGCCUGAUGAUCCAGAUCCUCCCCGAGACCAUGGCCGCCCUCCGCCAGGCCCUGCGGGACAUGCUGGACCUACCCAUUCCCUGCGGUGCCACGCAGGCCGAGCGACCCGACGAAACGGUCACGGUCAAGUGGGUGGACGAUGACAAGACUGUCAACGUGGGUGUUUUGAGCCCCAUUGAUGGCCGCUCCCUGGAGGGCGUGGACAGCAUCCGCAUCCACCACGGCAACGACUUCCGGGGCGGCCGCUCCAACCUCUCACUGCGCUGGACCGAGGUGUUCUUCCUAGAGAACGAGGAGUCGCCAGUGGACCAGAGCCGCUUGGCUGAGAUGUUGUCAUCGGCGUUCUGCGCCGCCAUGACAGGCCAGCUAGACCAGCUACAGGAUGCCAGCAUGGUCAAACUGGCGCUGCGGGUGACUGUGGACUCUGACAGCGUUGGCUACGAGGCUGGGUCAAAAGGCGAGCUCCUGCCACCAGUUUACAUGAAUGAACUGGACAACGAGCUGAUACCGGUCUUGCACAGUGCCGUGUCGCAGCACGAGGGGGGACCGGUCAUCAUGGAGCUGGUGUUCUACAUCAUUGAGUGACCCCUGACCCCACGACGGGUACGUAUGCGUUGGCUCUUUAUGCUGCGUAUAGUUAUCUCUAUGCUAAUUUGUAAUUUAUGGUAAUCAUACACAGAGGGGCGAUAAGGGUUGAAACAAUCGCUUUGUUUUGUGACAGUUUUUCUUCACAUACUGCGAAAAAGCAUUCUUCACAGAUCCAGGACAUUUUGAUUUUAAAUACAUAUAUUCUGUAAACAGCCAUUUUUUUCUCCCAUGGAAAGUGUCACUUUCAGUUAUUUUCAUAUCCUUGGAGCAAAAAAUUACGGUUAAUUUUAUCGUCUGUAGGUAUUGGAGGUAUUUUUAGUUUACAUCUCACACUCACUGGAAACUGCACACUUGUGAAAGGCCACCGUGACAUUGAAACAAUGAGUGUUCAGCAAAUUGGAAUCAUUUUAUACAACUUUAAUACGGUGUUUUGUUUGAAAAGAUGCGGUUCUGACAUUUCUUCAGUGCUUCAUUUAAAGUAUUUGAAAAUUCGGCAGUGGUACUUCCGCGUAUGUGCGUCAUACGCAUCACACGCUUGCACAUUUUCCCAUGUUAUUCAGAUACAGGCAAGAAUUGUGAAGUCAAUUUAUCUUCUGUUUUUCAUUAAGAUAUUUUUCAUGAAAUUGUCGCAAGCACUUGCUCCUCGAUCUGCAUGCUUGCAGCUAGUGAUGUGCGAUAUGUGAUAGGUUAUCUCGUUAUUUGAAAUUGACUUUUCAGAGGACUUUCUCUCUUGAGUUGUUUGAAAUCACAUCCACAUGAUGACUAAUGUGAUGAUUUCAACCUUUUUUCUUAAUAUUCAGGUUUCAGUUUACCAAGUGCACCAUUUUCACAUAACGGUAGCAAUGUGUAUAUAGACUUUCAUUGAUAAUCAUUGUAACAAAUAUUACUUUUGUUGCUCAAACUUAACAUUCAUGCACACUGUUAUUUAGCAUAUAUUUCUGUGAUCUCAUGCAAAACACAAAUAUGUACAUGUUUUAUAUUAUGUAAUUUCAAGUGUAAUUUUUUAUACUGAAUCUUAACCCCUUCACACCGGGGCUCUUUUGAUCAUGACUGCUGGGCUGUGGUGUGCCCAAUAUGCAAAGCUUGUUCCAGCAGCAGGCCCCAUUGAACCAGCAGCUGCAUGGUGAAUAGACUGUAUGUGUGGCAUGCACUAAUCCUCACACAAAGUCGCGGCUGUGGAUGGCUCCCGGUAUAAAGGGAUGAAUAGCAUUUUUUAAACUCCAUUAACAGCAGUUUUGAAAUGAUGCAAGCGUAGAGUAUUGAAAUUUUUGUAGAAUUAUUAUGGGAGAGACACACAAGGAUGUUAUGCACAUUUUUGAAACUCCACAACACAGAAUUAUUUUGUUUCUUCCCUGGGUUGAAGUCGCUUAAGCACUGGGCUUGCUUGAAGUCAUUAGGAAGGCAGAGACCUUAUCACAGAUUGUCUGAGAUCCAUGUUGUAACACCUACAUGCAUCUAGUCUGAGGAGCUGUUAAAAACAAAACAAAUGGAGCUUCCACAUGCGUCAGUUUCAGUGUGGAGGUUGAUAUCAGGUGAAAGAAUCAGUCAUCGAUACUAUGUGCCCUUGCUGGUUAUUAGUGACAAUAUCCCAUGGGUGUCACAGAUAUCAGUUCAGACCAAGACUUCAAAUUCCAUCACUUCUGCCAGUCAAUUUCAUGCAAUGUCACAUUGGAUCACGGUCUCAACUUUUGUCGGUAAUCACCUGUAAGGUACAGAGACAUGAACUUCAAAUGCAGUAUACGUUGUUUUGGCUUAACAGUUUUGUUUUGCUUCUACACGCACAUAGCAAGUUUGCCUUCAUGUCAGCUUGUGCCUGGCAGCACGUGUAAAUGGCACUGAAUAUGUUUAUUUUACUUACAUAUAGGCACUCACUCGUACUAAAUCAUGUAUGUUUGCGUUUAACAACAGGUUCGUACUCAACCAAGGUGUAAAGUAUCAUUUUCUGGCCAAUUGCACUUUGAGGGAGGUUGAUAACUAGCACUGUUAUUAAGAUCUGUGACAAGCAAAGACAUCCCCUUUGACAAAUCUUCACAGAAUCAGUUUAGGUGACGACAAACUUCGACAAGGAUGAAUUGAAGCAAAUAUUAGCAUUGUAGUCCAAGUCCUUUGACAGCUAACUGCCAGUGGCAUUGUGGGGAUUUUUAUACCAAGGCAGUGUGCUAAAUGCAAAUGAUUGUAUGGCCGUUGUUACAGUGAGUAAAGUUUAGAGGGUGACGAAAAAGUAGGUUUCCUUUUUUUUUUACAUACCCAUAAUGUAAUUGAAUAAAAGAAAGUACAUAGAAAUUACAACUAUAAAAUCCCUUUGGUUUUAUAUUUGCUGGCACAUUCCACUGGGAAUUAGGGUUGAUAAAUUGUAGAUAAGAAUGUAGCUGAGCGUAUUUUUGAUUGAGAUCUAGCAAAACUGAAGUUGUUAAUCAUGUGCAAUCAUACGCCUACCGGUAGGCUUGCAGGAGAGUAGUUUUUAUUUUGGGGUUUUUUUAAAACCAUUUUGGGCCAUCUACUAGAAUCAUUCAUGUGCAUCUUGGAAAUUAGGCGUACCCAGUUUGCAAGAGGUCAUGUUUCAUUUUGUCCGUGCUCAAAGGUACCCCACGAAUUUUCUAGCAUUGAAAUGAUGUAGUCUCAGCAGAGAAUGAGGAGCGUUGUACAUACGUGUACAGCAUACAAUAACUGUGGACUGCAUUCUUAAACCGUAUGCUUCAGAUAGCCCUUCCAGUCCCAAAUCCUCUGAUUUCAGUACGAGUUUCCAUACACCGUAGGGGGUUAGGGUUAAUGUGUAAACCCUGCAGUCCCCCUUCCUAAUGAGCCAGGUCGGUUUUUCAAAAAGGCCAGGCCUUUCAAGAACAAAGCACACAUGCCAGUUGGCAUACUGCGGUACUGAUAGGGCAGAGCUGGGGUGUGUAUUAUUGCUGAUCUUGAAUGAAUGACCUUGGACAUGCUUUAUAUUGGGCAUGCACUGUUGGAAUACUGGCUUACUGUCUGUCUUGCACAACGGUCCAAUUUCAUGGCACUGCUCAACAAGUUAGCAGGAAAGUUGUGCUUUCCUGCAGCAGAAAAUUUUGCUCACUGUAAGCACUAUUCCAUGGCAGUGCUUGGCUUGGUUGUGCUUAUGCUUGCACUUUCAGUAGGGAUUUCCAUUAUUUUGUCACUUUGUUGAGCAAAUUUUUCCCCCAAGGUAAGCGUGCCUUUCAUUGUGCUUACAGCUUACAGGCCCAGUUCUGACAUUUUAGCAUUUUCAUCAGACAUGUCAGACUUCUUUAGUUUGUUGCAUGCCUUUAAAGUGACAGGUUUGUAAUUUGGUGAACCCAUCAGUGCUGAUUAUGCGCGUGGGGCAAACUUGACGACUGCCAUGUAAAUUUAAUGAGAAAUGAUCAUUGAGCAUUUGAAAUACACAUAAUAAUAUAAGAACAAGAUAGCAAGGAAUUUUCAGAAUAAUUCGGUGAAACAAAUGAUGAAACAAUGCAUCUUCUUUGUAUACAUCAAAUAGUUGCAAUGAUACAUUAUGGCAUUUUUAACAUGAAAUAGUGAUAAAUCACUUGGAGGUGUUCUGACUGUCAACCAGUAACGAAGUAUUAUAUGUAACUGUUGUUAAGAGAAGUAGAACAAAUUGGCUAUUUUUGUCCCCUUUUAUACCUCAAAUUAUGUCAAUACUGACCAAUUAUACUAAACCAAUUUUUGUAAAGUGGUAAUCUGUGAAUAAACUGUACUGGAACUUCAGAAAGUGCCUUACAAUAAACCAUCUAUGUAAGUCCCGUUGUCAA
Messenger RNA from Acanthaster planci (crown-of-thorns starfish), 8583 nucleotides. RefSeq lists its product as uncharacterized. Gene Ontology annotation, cellular component: early endosome membrane. Lineage: Eukaryota; Metazoa; Echinodermata; Asteroidea; Valvatida; Acanthasteridae. The record is from RefSeq and is a predicted model, not a curated record. Gene Ontology annotation, biological process: endosomal transport. Gene Ontology annotation, molecular function: metal ion binding.